This is a messenger RNA of Cheilinus undulatus (humphead wrasse), 4968 nucleotides long. It is a transcript of the gene haspin, whose product is annotated as histone H3 associated protein kinase. Lineage: Eukaryota; Metazoa; Chordata; Actinopteri; Labriformes; Labridae. The coding region runs from base 154 to 4053 and encodes 1299 amino acids. Gene Ontology annotation, biological process: intracellular signal transduction; mitotic cell cycle; protein phosphorylation. Gene Ontology annotation, cellular component: nucleus; cytoplasm. The record is from RefSeq and is a predicted model, not a curated record. The transcript has 16 exons. Gene Ontology annotation, molecular function: ATP binding; histone H3T3 kinase activity.
AGAAAUAAUGAACAAGGGACAACAAACUUGAAUUACGGAUCUUAACGUCUUUUUGCAUGCCCUGUGGUUAAAUACAGUUAAAUACCUUCGAGCACGCCUUUGCACGUCAACAGAAGUUCAGCUUUGUGGAAGAGUAAGUUGUAAAUACAAAGUAUGAAGCCUUUGAAGUCGAUAUUUUUGAAGACAUACGGUAAGCAGACGCGAAAGCUGUCUGCCUGGAUUUCACCAGAAAACCGUAAGCAGGCCUUCGACAGCAGCCUGUCAACAGACGGGGAUGUGUCCGCGUUUGAGUUGCCCACAAGAACUGCGAAGUUACGAGGGAGAAGGACUAGUGUUGCCAGACAGAAAGUGAUGCGGCCUGCAAAGAAGGAGGCCAUGCUGAGUCUGACUGAAAAGAGUGAUGACGAAGAAAAUGUUCCACCUCGUUCCUGUCCUCAGCCUGAGCAGAAAAGCAAGACAACCAGAGAUAAGAGGACAAGUGUGUCCAGAGGGAGAGGAGCCCGUCCCACCAAGAGAAAAGCCAUGGCGUGUCUGACAGAGACCAGCAGUGAUGAGGAGAACAACCGUAGGCCCUCUCCUCCCCGUCCUCAGCCUGCUGAGAGCAGCAAGACAACUAGGAAGAGUCACCUGGUCUCCGUGCCAGGAGUUACAAUGAGACAGAGGAGAAAGCAAGCCCAAAUGAGCAGCGAGAGUGAGGAACUCUCAAUAUCCACCAGAGAUUGCCACAAAAAUUCACUUCAAAUGAAGAGAGAGUCCAAUGUUCAUCCUCCCUCUGUGAGCCGCUUUGUGACUCGCCGCAGACGUGCUGUCGCUGCCAAACCCAAAAUCCCUCUAGCAACUUCAACUAUACUCAACUCCUCAGAUGACUUUGCCUCUGGAGCCUUUGGAUCUUGUAGGAUUCCUCCACCUUCAAGGAGGAGGAGGAGGAAGCUCCCUCCAGCAAUUUUGGUGUCAAGUGCGGAGAACUCAUUAAAUGCUGCAGGGACCACCAGCUUUGCCACUGUCCCCUUCCAAGAGAUCUCCCUUAAUGAGUCAGCAGAUCACAGCCUGGGAUCCUGCUCUAGGAAACCCAUGUUCUGCUCUACACCAUCAGCUGCCGUCUUCAGCAAACGCCUGGGCCCUAAACCAUCACCCAUCAACAAUCCAUGCUCUUCUUCAGCUGCAUCAGUGAUCUGUAUAGAUGUCAUGAGUGCAUUCCAGGAUGGGCUAUGUUCAUCAGGGCAGCCCACACCUUCUAAAUGCCCUGCACCAUCUAUUGGGCUUCAUUCAGAAGUAAAGUUGCAUUCAACCCUUGAGGAGCAAGACUCUUCAGGUGAGUUAUUGAUAGAUCUCAAGAGAAGUAGCGAUAGUAAAGACUCCAGAAGCCACAGUGAAGACACAAACAACGACAGUGUUGGGGAAUUAUUACCAAGCCUGAUUCUGCUCUCUGCAGAUGACAGUGAAUACAGCAGCCGUUUUGUAUCGGCAGCGGGAGGAUUAGAGUGGCUCAUAGAAGCUUUGAAGGAGAAAUGUUUGACCAGUCGCUGCACAGUGCAGAUGGAGAGAUUGAACUUACACACUAUGACUCAGCUGUGCAGUCAAACAACCUACUCAUCCUGUUUGGAACAGUCCCACUCAGUCCACAAAACUUGUGAAAACUUACUAUCUGUGCACAGCAUUCAAACAUUGCCAUCUGAAACAAAUGAGAAAAGCACAGACUGUUUGCAUUCAGUAAAAAGUUUUCAGUCUCCUAAACACGCAGCUUUAGUGACUGACAGUCAAAGCACCAGUGAGUCAUCGUCAGUGGACUUUAAGCAGUCAGCUGAGCUCUCAUCCUCAAAGGAAAGCACCACAGAGCAGUCAGCAUCCAGCCAGCACACUGACAGCAGUGCCGAGUUUAUAAGGGAUACACAGCUACCAGCAAACCUCCCUUUACAAACACUGUUUACUGAAGAUGAGGCUCCAGCUGUAAAGGACAAAAGUCUUACUAAGGAAUGUUCAGUUCUGCUCCAAAAAUGUGCUCUGUCACCUGUGAUUGUUCAACAACUCCCAGAGAUCAUAAAGCAGAAAGAUGCAGGCUUGACUGAAAAUGCAGACAAGACUGAAACUGAUCCCAAAUAUCUUACAUGUUCAGUGGAUAACUUUGGGACAACGAUGGCGUCUGUUAGAACAUCUUUAAACAGCAGCAGUACUGGAGCCCAGACAUGGUCUAAAGACACAGGAGGAGAAAAAAAAUCCGCUCGGCUCAUAGCGAUGCUAAAGGAGAAAUGUCUAACAGAUAAGCACGAUGUUAAAAUUAAAAGAUUAACUUUAUCACAAGUGAAGGAAAUACUGCAGCCCAAAGCCAUAACACUUAAAUCAGUCCCAGCUGUGUCAGACAGAGCAAGUGAUGACCAGACAAAGACUGACCAGCGGUCAGAGAGUGACACUAAUCACAGUAAUGAAGACACUUCAGUGAUGAAAGACAUGAACAAUAAAGGCUCCUCUAGUUCUGAGGAUCAAAUUGUUUCAGACAAAGAAGUUGUUUCCCAUAAAAGAAAAAAGGCAUCUCAGGCUCCUAAAGAAAAGAAAAGGAAGAGCACAUCUGUGGACCGACCGGGGACAACAAGGAAGGCGUGUGUCAGCGGCUUGAGUGUGAGUCGCUGGAAAAACAAAGGCAGCACUCACCUGUUCAGGAUGGGCAGUGACAAAGCUGUGGACUGUAGCAUCAACGAAUUGAUCUCUACACAACACAAACAGCCUAAGCAGCUGUUUGGAACAAUGAAUUUCUCCACUCCUGUGAGAGCAGAUCGGCACAAUCUCUCAUCUCUGUUGGCUGACUUGACACCCAACACACAAACCUGGAGCCGACUCAAAGCUGCCCUCUCUGUUCAUCGCAAGGUGCUUCUCACUCCAAAGAGUUUACGCCUCUCCCCGUCAGGCUCUCCUGUAAGACCAGAGCUGGCAGAUGUCAGCCAGGAUCUCUUUGCUACACCUUUUCAGACAUCCAAACGCCUCCAGUCAAGAUUAAGGAGCUUCAGUCCUCUGGUUGUGAGCGAAGAUGAAGAUCUGUCAGACGCAGAGAAGGUGUACGCUGAGUGUGGCCAGUCACACCCUCUGCCCUGGGAGGAGUGUAUACCGCCCAAGCGUAUGGAAAAGUGUGUGAAGAUUGGAGAGGGGACCUUCGGGGAGGUGUUCUCCACCACAAAUGCUGCAGGAGACACUAUCGCACUCAAAAUAAUUCCACUAGAGGGCAUCGAGAAAGUGAACGGCGAGAAUCAAAAGAAAUUUGAAGAAAUCCUCCAUGAGAUCAUUAUCUCCAAGGAGCUGAGCAGCCUUAAAGAGAAGCAGCAGAACCAGACUCAUGGAUUUAUUGGACUCAAUGAUCUCCACUGCGUGCAAGGCUGCUACCCUCCAAGUUUCCUAAAAGCUUGGGACACCUUUGACAAAAAGAAAGGCUCAGAGAAUGACAGACCAGAUUUCUUUAAAAAGGAUCAGUUGUUUAUUAUUCUGGAGUUUGAGUUUGGAGGCUGUGACUUGGAGAACAGCAAUGGAACACUGGCAUCUUUGGUGGUGGCAAAGAGCAUCCUUCAUCAGGUUACUGCAUCCUUGGCUGUGGCUGAGCAGGAGCUGUGCUUCGAACACAGGGACCUCCACUGGGGCAACGUCCUUGUCAAAACAACCACAGAGAAGACAGGCAGCUUCCUGCUAAAUGGAACAGCCCACUCUUUAGAGACCAGAGGGGUGCUUGUCCGCAUCAUUGACUAUUCUCUCUCCAGGCUGGAAAUUGAUGAUCUGACUGUGUCCUGCGACAUCUCCAAUGAUGAGGAGCUUUUCAUGGGUCAGGGAGAUUACCAAUUUGACAUCUACAGAUUGAUGAGACAAGAGAAUGGAAAUGACUGGAGUACAUACCAUCCCCACACCAACGUGCUGUGGCUCCACUACCUGUGCUCUAAGCUGCUUUCCAUGAAGUACCGGGUCUCAGGAGGGAGGGGGGCCAAGGUUGUGAGAGAGGAGCUCAAUCGUUUCUAUGACAACAUCCUGCAGUACAGUUCUGCCACAGAAGCGCUGCAGAACUGCCCCAUGUUUCACUAGGAAAUGAACACAUAAAAUGUGAGGGUGCUCACACACAGACUGAUCUUUUUAUAUAUGUUAAAAAGAGGCUCCUAUUUAGCCAGCCCUCAUCUUUGACUUCUGUCAUGUAACAACGGUUACUGAUCCUCUUGUACCUACAAUCCACACAUACGCUGACUCCGCCGUGCUCUGAAGCACAGCAGCUUUGGCGAGGGCCCUUUCACACUGUAAGCGUGUCUAGAGCCUUGCAUAGCGCCACACAGUCCUGCACAACUUGAGACAAGAAGGCACAAGAUCACGGGAGAACUAUGAGUUAAUGUGGGAAUAGUAUGUCAACAAUUAUGUUUAUCAUUCAUUUCAACAUGAUUCCAUGGUUUUUUUGCUUCUGCCAUGGGUGAGUAUAUUAAGAAGUUCAAAGGUUUGUUUUCUACACAGGAUGUGUGGUUUCAUGUGAAAUUCUGUGGCUUUCCACCUCAAAAGUAAACUUCCUCGUCAGUGGCGCUGUAGUAGCUCUGUGAUCCACUGACCUCCUGAUGACCUUUUGCGUGUGCCAGGAUGAGACAAUGAUUAUUUGCUGUCAGGAGUCCAUGCAUUGACUGGGUACUUUGCACUUUUUCCAGCUGUUUGGAGUGAUCUGCUCUUUGUGGAUGGAUGCAGUUUAGCAACAGCGGUCACUAAAAAUAGACUUUGUAGGUAUCACCAGUGAAGCAGAGUGGCGCGGCGCUUCAGGGAUGGAUUGUUGCACAGCUGUGUAUGUGUAAAUUAAAGAGUAACACAACACAGUUAUGAAGGUCACUUAAUGUACAGUGCAUCCAAAACAGUUAUUAAAAUGACCAUUUCAAACUGAUGUUUUUCUUGUGUCUUACAGUCUGUUUAUGCCUGCUGUUGCACUGACUUCAUUUUUCUAGAAUUGAUAAGGUCUAGUUGUUUUUUUGA